This is a messenger RNA of Suhomyces tanzawaensis NRRL Y-17324, 747 nucleotides long. It is a transcript of the gene HFL1, whose product is annotated as DNA polymerase epsilon noncatalytic subunit. Gene Ontology annotation, molecular function: protein heterodimerization activity. Gene Ontology annotation, cellular component: nucleus; CHRAC. The transcript has a single exon. Bases 1 to 747 code for a protein of 248 amino acids. The record is from RefSeq and is a predicted model, not a curated record. Lineage: Eukaryota; Fungi; Ascomycota; Pichiomycetes; Serinales; Debaryomycetaceae.
AUGUCUUCACCAACAGCUCUUGCUGACCACUCCAUAAUGAAUAUCGCAGAGGACGACACGCCCAACACUACCCCUGCUGCUGUGUCCAACACGGUGACUCCAACUCCUGAGGUUGCCGCUGAAAUUGAAGGCCAAGACUUCGUCCAUGAACAAGAUUUCGAAGACGACGAUUCCGAACAGGUCUUAUCUUUACCAUUGUCGAAGAUAAAAAGAAUAUUCAGAAUGGACCCAGACUACUUGGCAGCCUCUCAGAAUGCCGUCUAUGCCACUGGUUUGGCUACUGAAUUGUUUAUCCAAUACUUUGUUGAACAAGCAAGCUUGUUGGCCAAGAUGGAUAAGAGAAAGAAGAUUACUUAUAAGGACUUUAGCAAUGCCGUCGCUAGUCAUGACUCCUUAAAUUUUCUUAGUGACACAGUUCCCAAGACACAGCCUAUAGGUUCCUUGUUAGAAAGGAAAGUAGUGAAUGUCCCUUCGAAGGUCGAUCCAAAGGCAUUCAAGGAAAAUUUAAUGGGUAAGCCGGAAGAGCAAGGCCAGUCCAAAAGCACCGUGAAGAAAAAGUCUACAUUAUCUAAGGGUCAACAAACAUUACCGUUUGCGGCUACAAAGGCUGAACCAAGGAUCAAGAAGGCAGUAAUUGACGAUUUGGUGAUCACAGAACAGACUCCAAGCAAAGAACCUACUCCCAAUGAUGGCCCUGAAGAAGUAGAAGCUGAUCAGGUGCAAGAGGAUGUAGUUAUGGCUGAUUAG